AUGGCGAGCAAUUCACCCUACAAUAAUGCUGCUGCUACUGCUGCGUACGGUCAGGCCUAUUCCAAUCACUAUGCCCAAGCAUACACCCAGCACGGGACUACGCCCCAAGGAUACGCUGUCUCUAGCACCUACACUGCAGCAUCUUCGUCCUCCAGUUCUCGCUCGAUGGAUAUGGGCGCUGCAUCUUGGUACCAGACGGGGAGCAGUCGAUGCACAUAUAAGAAUUGCGUAUUUACCGGCUCUCAGAAAAGUGUCGAGACGCACAUGAUGGACAGGCACCUCAUCUUCCCUCCUGGAUGGGACAAGCAGAAAAAAACUGACAAUUGGGAUGCGGACCCUAGUCUUAAAGGCAAGCCUAUGCCCAUACAGGGAACAACCCUUGUCCUUGAUUCCCCCGAAAUCCUGGAUGCAUGGCUUGCAGAGCGGAAGAAACGAUGGCCUAGCGACAAACGAGUACAAGAGAAGAAGAGGAAGCAGGAGGAAGCAGUAGCGCGAGGGCAGUUGUCCGUUGAGGAACUCGGCCUUUUUAGCAGGAAACGGCAGAGAACAGUGGAUAAUGAGCCUCGACCGCCUACCCGUGGACGGCAAAGGGUACGUGGACAUGUCAGAGGUGCUGCAGAUUCCGGCUGGCGUGGGCGAGGAGGUGCAGUCAAUGCUCACUCUACGCCAGUUCAACCCCGUGUAGAAACCGUUUCCAGCUCCUCGGAAAGUGAUAGUAGCGAUAACGGUGAGCCGGAGGUUUUAUCAUCAAAGGUGACCUUGAAUCCUGUGGUGGAUGAUCCCCCGACCCUGCCGCCGAAAAUCCUUGCACCAAUAAACAGGCCUCUACUAAGGAAACCACUGCAACAUCCCCCUCCCGCCCAGCCGACCCUUUUACGAAACCUGCUUCUUCCUGAGAUACGCAUGACUGUAUCCAAUCUUUCCCAAGCCAUCCGGUUUCUCGUUCGGAAUGAUUUCCUCCGAGAUGUUGAAUUGAAGCCUGGAGAGGCUGAUGAAAAAAUGAUCCAAGUCAUUGGUACCGAUGAACUGCAACCACGAGGGCAGCUAUGA
Molecule: messenger RNA, 1050 nt
Organism: Guyanagaster necrorhizus
Lineage: Eukaryota; Fungi; Basidiomycota; Agaricomycetes; Agaricales; Physalacriaceae
Exons: 3
Coding region: 1-1050 (349 amino acids)
Biological process (GO): box C/D snoRNP assembly
Cellular component (GO): nucleus
Molecular function (GO): RNA binding
Source: RefSeq, a predicted model, not a curated record